Messenger RNA from Aspergillus fumigatus Af293, 759 nucleotides. RefSeq lists its product as uncharacterized. The record is from RefSeq and is a predicted model, not a curated record. Lineage: Eukaryota; Fungi; Ascomycota; Eurotiomycetes; Eurotiales; Aspergillaceae.
AUGUCCCUGACUCAGACUGAGAAAGACACGGAAGUCUUCACCGAGGACAAAUCCUCUACUCUAUCCUUGACCUCCACUCUGACAUGUGACACGCUUGAUGAAAAGCACUUUGCCUUCUUCCACCCCUCUCGUACCCUACAUAUUGCCGCGCAGGGCAUCGCUGCCUUCCGUCUCCCUUUUCCCUCUAGGGAGCUUGAAAUCCCAAUCUACGACACCGCAGACGGUACCAUCGCUUACGUCUCAACGCGUUCAUCCAUCUGCUCGGGAAACGCCAUUCUUUCAGAUCCUCACCGGGGAGACCUUGUUCGCACCGAGUAUUUCUUUGGUCCUGCGCGUGAUCCCGUGAUUUCCAUAAUAGAUGCUUCUAAAAACCAAUCACUCCCCAUUAAAAUCUCCUCAAGAUGGACUUCGCGAGCGACUAGCUUCAAUACACCCGAUGGCUGGACGUUGGAAUGGAGUUACACGAAAAGAGAAGAUUCCAAUGGCCAGAAGGAAAACGUUAUCGUUCUCCAAUUGAAAGACGUCAAAUCAAAGAAGCAUGGGAAAGUCCUCGCUCAGCUCCUCCGAGGUAGUGAGACAAGAACUGCUGGAUCAUCCCGAUGCCAUGCUGGUAAUGGUGGUGACUUGCUGAUUGAUGAGGAAGCGGAAAAAUUUGUGGAGGAGCCUUUGCUGGUGGCGACAUGUCUAUUGAUGUUGAAGAGAGAGAUCGAUCGGAGGAGGGCCAUGCAAUUUAUGAUGGUGGGCGCUAUUUCUUCCUAA